UUGGAAGGCUUGUCAUGUUCUUCACUGGUCAAUACAUAUGAAAUCUUCGAAAAGAGACGUUGCAUAAUGAGAUUACACAUGUGGACGUAACUAUAUCUUCAUCUUCUGUACUCUUGAUGUUUUUGAUUAUGAGCAAUCGAGCACUGUAAGAAAAAUGGGUUUUAGUAGCAGACCGGAAUAGCGUUUUUUUCGAUUGUGCUAUGUUAGUUAUACUCGUGUUUUAAAGAUAGCGGUUGUAUAUUUCCAAACGUUAUGUUACAGUUUCGAGUUGAAAAAUCAUAAUUAAGCGUAUGGUUUGAAAGAAGACGCUUAAUUAAUAUAGCAGAUUAAAAAUAAAAGUGUUAUGCUUGAUUACGCGGUAAUGACCGCGACACUUAGAAAUAAUUUGGCGACUAAAACCCAAUUAGAAUCCAAAAUUAAUCCCAAAUUAGUAGGGUUUCGUUCUUCCCUCUCUCUCUCUUUGUUCUUCACUCUCCAUCGAACACUUUACCUCCAUUUGCUCGAUAGACUCGACCUCAAUCUCUUUCAUUCUCAAUUCCUCAGCUCCAACGAUUACUCAACGUGGAUUAACUCUUAUUGAAAUCCGCUUUGAUUGAAAUCCUUUCCGAUUCCAUCGAAGGUGAACUCAGGUUUCAUCUCUUUUCUAUCCUAAUCGAUUGAAAAUCGAUUUAUCUCUUCUCUAUAACUGAUUUAGGGUUAUUGCAUGUUUAAUUGAAUCGGUGUUGCAUACUCGUUUGCAGGAACCUUUAUUUUCCGACAGCUUUGGCUUAAGGUAUUUGUUCUUUUCAAUUUCUGGGUUUCUCUUUUACUUGUUCAUUUCUGUAAAAUCUUGUAUCUUACUUAAUAACAUUGUCUUUUUUUGUAGGAGACUCUAAUUUAAAUCUGAAGAGAUUUUUUUAAGGUGAGAAAUCCCGUUCUGUUUUGCUGUUAAAUCCCUUAUUGUUUUGUUGUUCUGGCUUGAUAAAGUGAGACUCUUGUAUGUUCAUUUCGCCGGAGCUGUAUCAUGGAUAAAUCUUGGGUCUGGUUACCAAGGUAUUAACUUCACUUGUUCUUUUAAAAAAAUUUAAGUCUCAGUGUUUAGUUCUCACUUGUUUUAACCAUACAGGAAUAGCCUUGAGUAUGAGAAAUGAGCUAGUGAGUUCGUGUCUUCUUCAUCAAAACGUUUAGGUGAUCCAGAUGAAAUGUUCUGCCCAUGUGUUGAUUGUCGCAAUGUCUGCCACCAAUCUAGUGAGAAAGUUUUCGAGCACCUGGUGAUUAGAGGAAUGGAUGAGAAGUACAAGAGCUGUAAGUUUUGGUCUAAACAUGGGGAGACAAGACCUGAUAAGUCAGCUAAUGUGAUCUGGUCUGAAAAUGAGGCUUACGACUUGUUCAGAACAACCUUCAUUCGAAGUCAAGGCAUCGAAGGAUACGCAGAGGAGAAUGCUGGAGUGUUUGAGGGCACUGAUACGCCAUAAGAAGUUGAGUUUAGAAAGAAGUUAAAGGAUGCAGAAACUCCAUUGUACCCAAACUGUCUGAAAUUUACGAAGGUUGCUGCAAUUAUGGGACUUUACAGGAUAAAGGUGAAGAGUGGGAUGUCUGAGAACUAUUUUGAUCAGCUUCUGUCCCUAGUUCAUGAUCUGCUUCCCGAUGAAAACGUUCUACCUAAGUCUACAGAUGAGAUGAAGAAGUUUCUGAAACAGUUUGGUUUUGGGUAUGAUGUCAUCCACGUCUGCAAGAAUAACUGCAUUUUGUAUAGAAAAGAGUUUGAGGAUGCAGUCAGCUGUCCAAGAUGUAGUGAAUCAAGAUGGGAGAAGGAUAAGCAGACUGGUGAGGAGAAGAAAGGGAUUCCUGUUAAGGUGCUUAGGUAUUUUCUUAUUAAAGACAGGUUCAGGAGAUUGUUUAGAUCAAAGCGGUUGGCGAGGACUUGUGUUGGCACUCCACUAAUGCUUCUGAAGAUGGAAAUAUGCGUCAUCCAGUAGAUUCAUUGACUUGGGCUCAGAUAAACAACAAAUGGCCAGAGUUCGCUGCUGAAGCAAGAAACCUAAGACUAGGUAUUUCAACAGAUGGCAUGAAUCCGUUCUCUAUCCAGAACACGAAGCAUAGCACAUGGCAUGUUCUAUUAGUCAACUACAAUAUGGCUCCGACAAAGUGUAUGAGGUCCGAGAACAUCAUGUUGACAAUGUUGAUACCUGGUCCAACCGCACCUAGCAACAACAUUGAUGUAUAUCGACAACCAUUGAUAGAGGACUUGCAUGAUUUAUGGACAAAAGGUAUGGAAGUUUAUGAUUCGUUUAAGAAGGAGAGUUUUACACUUAGAGCUAUGAUGAUGUGGAGUAUCACCGAUUAUCCUGGUUUAGGCACAUUAGCUGGGUGUAAAGUGAAAGGGAAGCAAGCGUGUAAUGUCUGCGGGAAUGGUACACCUCAUAGGUGGCUAAAGUUUAGUCGCAAACAUGUUUACAUGGAGAACAGGAAGCGGCUCAGGCCUAGUCAUCCUUAUAGAAGAAGGAAAGGAUGGUUUGACAAUACAGUGGAGGUUGGUACUGCAAAGAGGAUUCAGAGUGGCUGCAAUAUAUUUGACAAUCUUAAGGACUUUAAAAACGAUUUUGGGAAACCUUUACCUAAGAAGAGUAAGCGGAAAAGGAUAGAAGGAGGUGAAGAUGAUGUUCUUUCAGCUGACGACUGUGAGGAAGAUGAUGAUCUGUGGCGGUGGAAGAAAAAAUAUUUUUUCUUUGACUUACCUUAUUGGAAGGAUAUGCCUGUGAGGCAUAACAUCGACGUCAUGCACGUCGAGAAGAACGUGUCUGAUGCGCUGUUGUCUAUACUGAUGCAUAGUGCGAAAUCUAAGGAUGGACUGAAAGCAAGAAAUGAUUUAGACACAAAGGUGGUAAACAGAAGUGCGCUCUCUUGGACUGUCAUGGCUUAGGAUAAAGGAUUGAUUUAGGUCGGGUGUUCUCAACUGAUCCAGCAGAGAAGGUGCAUUUCGUCCCUUAAGGUCCCAAUGCUACGAAGGUCUGGGAAGAGGUUUCCGAGUUCGAUGCGGCACGAGUGUGGAGGCCAAACUCUGAAAUCGAAUAUAUAGGUGAUGCAGUAGGAAGCACUGUGGCUUGGUCAAAUGAUAAGAUAGUUUAUAUCUAAGACCCUUCUUUAGCUUUUGUGUGAAGUAUGAAACUUAUGUAGAGUUUGGAUAUUUGUGGAAUCUUUGAAAGUUAAAUGAAAUUUAUUUUCUGUUUUAAAAUUCAGUAAUUCGAGCAUAUAAAAAAAAUAUAUAUAUAUAUAUAUAUAUAUGAAAAUGUAAAAUAAUAAUAUAUAAAAAUAUAAAUAAUAUAUAUAGCAAAUUCGUAACUGCUAUAGUAGUUUUAACCAUAAUAAACGGAAAAUACUAUUAAUAUAAACAGAUAUAUAAAAUAUAUAUCACGUAUCUAUAAUAGUUUUAACCAUAACAAUAGGAAAACGAUGUUAAUAAAAGAAGUAAUAGCAUUAAUGACUCGCUAUUAAAACAUAUUUAAUUGCAGAAUAAAAAGCGCUAUCUUAAUGGACGAAAAGAUAGCACCACUAAAUUCCGUUAUGUAAAGUCUUUUUACCUACUAUGACAGGCGAUGAUACAACGCUUCAAAAACCGCUAUACUAUCGUUAUAUAGCGUUUUUCGUCUGCUAAUAAAACCCAUUUUUCUAGUAGAGGUUUUUAAUUUAGCAAUGGCAAACCUCCACUUGUCGCCUUUUUCGCUGGUCAAUACAUAUGAAAAGUUUGAAAGAGACAUCAAGAGACUACACAUGUGGACGGAACUAUAUAUUCAUCUUCUUCACUCUUAGUCUUUGUUUCGAUUAUGAACAAUUGAUAUUUUUAAUUUUGCAAUGGCAACCCUCCACUUGUCACCUUAUUCACUGGUCAAUACAUCGUUGUAAAUGAUAUGUAGGUUCUUACGUAUUUAAAUUCUCUAUCUGUACAAGAGAUUUAUGUGUUUUUUGUUCAAGACAACAAAAAAAAUAUGUCCAGAAAGGUUGAUAAGAUGUGUUUUUAGUGGUUUCUGACCUCUAUAGAUAUUAAGAUAUAAUUUUAUUUGAAUUGAACUAUGGGGUUUUAUUGAGUGAAAAUGUGUAUUUUAAAGUAUUUUAAUCUAUUAUCGAGAUUUUCGGGCAGUGAGUUUUUUUAGAAAAAAUGAUCAAAUAUUUCCUCUUUAGUAAUUCCUUCCAAUUACUAUAUCUAACAGCCAAGAUAAUUACUCACACUGAACCUAAGAGACUAUAUAUGCAUUAAAUCCAGCAGUCCAUCAAAACUAUCCAACUCCCACUGAUGGCGGUAUGGACUGCUGGAGUCGAGUACAAGUGACUGUGCAAGUAUGACUUAAGGUAAUAUAAAGAUUCAUGAGCUAAGAAAAAAUGAUUCACGAGAUGAUUUACCAAAAAUAUAUUGUUCAGUUUGGGUUUUAUGCAAGUUGAUUCUCUUUUUUCGAAACUCCGAAUCUAUAUUAUCAAACUCCUUGUUAUGACUUUUAAUGCAAGUCUCCAAUUAAAAACACCACAGAUGCUUCGCAUUUAUGAUUUAGCUAAUUUGAGGUAAUUAUCUUAAACCUCUUUAAAUAUUUGUGGUGUAGUGGUUGGAUUUUUAUUAAUUCAACUUUCUAUCUUAAGAAACUUCAAAAGCAAACUGAUGGAUCAACUUCGAACCGGUGGCAUUGGAAAACUAACCCAAUUUUUCAUCUUCCGUCAAAAAUUGAGUUUCAUUCAUCAGUGUGAAAUCUUGCAAUCAAGUGACAAACUUAUUAUGUAUAGGCAAAGUUAUGCAUCUUCAGUUGUCUUUUUUACAUCCAAUUCGACUUCUUUUGUUUUAAGUAGAUCUAAACCGUGUAAAGACUUGAUAAAAUACUAAAAUACUCUAAAACACAUACUUUGAUUAUGUUUAAAAGUAAGAAUAAAAAAACUGCAAAAGCACUGAAAAAUAUAAGAAAAUUUUAGUUUGACAAAUCUCGAGAUUUCAUUGUAGUGAAUUGUAGGAAUGUUUCGGGCAUCUGAACUCGUUAAAGUUUUUGCAGCCAGUUACUCUGAGUUGCCAACUCUGUUCCAAUUAUAUUUUUUUACUCGUCAUUUGUGAAGCAAAAUUAGUGCAAUCAGACAGUUUAGAGAGAAAGCUUAAAUUUGACAAAUGAUGCGUUCCAUCUUCAAAUUCUAACAUUUAGCUGUAAUUCUACUGGUGUUUCAGAAAAAAAAAACUGUUAAUUCUGCUGGUAAAUAUUUCUAUUUUAGGUAUUGGAAUACUAAGUUCGAGUGUCACCGACUGCAAAAAGGGAAUUAAAAAAAAAGUUUUAUUCUGAUCCGAUAAAAUCAUGGAUUUCAAUCCAAAACUUCUAAAAUUCAAAAAGAAAAAGGUUCUAGGGCAGUUAUUAUUUAGCUUCAGCUGUGAAAAUCGAACUCAAGAAAAUAGUAUAUAACGAGGCUUUAUCCUAUAACAACCUACUAGGUAACGCGCCGGCUAUAUGUAAGUUCUCAUAAGAUUACCGUCGUUAUUAUUGUUUGACUACUAUAUAUGGCACGUAAAUACUUGACCUCUCUUGCUAGUAGGAAUAUCUAUAAUUAGAGACUACACAAAAGAAAAUCCAAAAGAAAUGUCAUUUUCAAAAAUAAAGAGAUUAAGGGGUACACGUUAAGUUAAAAAAAAAAAGCAUGGCUUUUCACUGCUUUCAGAAGAUAUGAUGUGGACUUCUAAUAGCAUAUUUAAUUCAUAUUUAUAGUAGGUGUUUAAUUAUCUUACUAAUAUUUAUUAAUAAAUAUAUUAUUAAUUUAAUGACCUACAAAAUAAUUUAUUGUCAUAUACUUACAAAAUCAAUAACAAAUUUUACAUAAAACUAUUUAUAAAUGAUGCAGUCUUUCACUAAAACACACACAUAUUUUUUAUAUAUAUUAUAAAAAUUAGAAACAAUCAUUUUAUGUAAAUAUUGUAGAAAUCUCUUUAUAUACAAUUUUGUAUAAAAUUGUGUUUUUUAUAAUUUUAAAUUUUAUUUUUCAUUAAUUAUCAAGAUUUUUAAUUAUGUUUAUCUAAACAUAGCUAAUAUAUAAACUGAUAAUUAUUAGACUAUUUAAUGAUUUAUUAAUUUAGAAUUCAAUUUUUACACGAUAAAUACAUGUUCAGAAAUUUAUCUACUGAAAAAAUAUUAUUAUUUUGGAUAAUUAUACAAUAGACAUGAUUUUUAUUGUCAAGAAACGUUAUUUUCUUUUUUAAUAUUUUAUUAUAUAUAAUUCAUGUUUAAUCGUUAAUUUAUAAAAUUAUAUUCAAAUAAAUCUAACUAUUCAUUAAGGAUAACAACAUAUUUAGCCAGUCUAGCUUUUAACGUGAGAGAUCGAAUGCAAAAAAUCACUUCACAAAUAAUAGUAUAGAUUUGUUUUAGUUACAAUAUUUACAAUAAGAUUACUAUUUUUAUAUUUAUAGAAAUAAAUAUUAUUUUUAUUUUUACUCUAAAUAUAAGAAAAUAUUAUUUAAAAAUUAUAUCAGAUUAAAUUUUACUUUUAUUAUAAAAUUCUUUUAUCUUUUAAAUAACAAAUACAUUGAAAAUAAUAUAAGUCUAAAACAACCAAAGGAUAGAAACAAAAGAUUACAAAUGCGAAUUUGAUAAUAUAAACAGUACAAAGUAAUAAUAUAAAAUAAUAUCAAGACUAAAGAAUGAAAAUACGUUAUAAUCGAAUUUUAGACAAAAUUAAAGUGUAAACAAAGGAAAAUAUAAAAAAGACUAUUUUUCGCACAUUGAAACUGGUAGGCACACUAAUUUUAAGUAAAACACACAUAACUUUUUCUGUAACUGAUGGAUCGAUUUCGAACCGGUGGUAUUGGAAAGCUAACUCUAUUUUUCAUCUUGUAUCAAAAUUUGAGUUUCAUUCAUAGGUGUGAAAUCUUGCAAUCAAUUUCUAAACUUAUGAUGUAUAUGUAAAGUUAUGCAUCUUCAGGUGUCUUUUUACAUUUAAUUGGACUUCUUUUGUUCCAAGUAGAUCUAAAACCCUGUAAAAACUUGAUAAUAUACUAAAAGACUCUUAAACACAUACUUUGAUUCAAAACAUAAAUUAGAAACCGGUAAAAACACAUAUAUAUCACUCAUGUCGUUCUAUAAUUGGUUAUUGUGUACAUCUAGGUACCCCCGUUAUCACUUGGAAAUUCAAAAAGCAACAAACCGUAAGUCACGGUGUAACUGAAGCAGAAAACAUAAGCAUGGCUUUGGCUACUUGUCAACUUCUUUGGUUGGCUCAGCUGCUGAAAGUAUUCAAGGUUCAUGAUCAUGGCUCCAGCAGAGUUGUUUUCUAAUAACAAAUCUGUUAAUCAUAUUGCUUCCAACCAGUUCAUUCACAAGCAGACUAAGCACAUAUAGAGAUCAAUUGGCACACAGUGAAAAAAUUGGCCAAAACUGGGGAUUUUGAAGUUGUUUCAUGUCUCUAGCUCCAAUCAACAUGAUGAUAUAUAAGGCAUUACAUCUGGGUUUCUUUCACUCCAUUGGAUGUCUAUAUAUAUAUCAAAUCUCUUUAAGCCUAUUCUACUUUAAUCGGUUUGAGGCAUAUUGAUACUAUGUAUCCGAUUGUUAAAUCUGUCUUAGUUUACCACUAGUUUAGUAUGGUUUAGUGUCUUUUUUUUUGCUUAAACCACUUAUGUAUAAAUAAUGAUCGAUAGAACCCAUAUACAUAAUGAUCGAUAGAACCCAUUUCUGAGUACCGAGAAAUAUUCAAUUACAAAUUCAUCUUCUAAACUAAUGAUUUUGAUUCUUUAUAAAAUCUUAGAUAAGAUUUUAAAUAUUAAUCGUUCCCAUUGAGACUUAAGGUUAACCCACAAGCCUAGCCUAUGUUUCCAGACAAAUAUUUCACGACUAAGAGCAUUUCCGACCCUAUUUCAAAACCCACUUCUAACUCUAUUUUACAGUAAAAUCAUCUCCAACCCCACUAUAAAACCCACUCCAAAAUAGAAUAAUAGACAUGAUUACUCCAAAUAUGGAGUAUUCCAACUCAUUACUCCAAAAUGGAAUUGAACUUUUUUAUUUAUAAAAUGGUCUUCCACAUUUAAAUAUUUUCAUUUUCAAUAAAAUUGUUAUAAAUAAGUAUAUUAAUAUUAUUUUACUAUAUAUAUUAUAAAAUUUACUGUCAACAUUUCUUAAUUAUAUAUAUAGCCAUCUAAUAAACUAUUUUAUGCAACAAAAUAUAUAUAAUAUAAAACAUAACAGAUCAUACAUAUAAAAAAUAAAAGAUAAGCACCAUACAAAAGAAAUAACAUAAAAUAAAUCUUAUAACAAAGAUAAUUGCUUAAUAAUCAGGUAAAUCACCUCCAUAUCCAUUAAAUUUAUUAAAGUGGUCCACUAUAGUGCAAACUAUUCAAGAGCCCGUAGGUCGAAAGAAAAAAUAUUUUGCUAUGCAACAAGAAGCAUGUAGGAAAGAUGUAGAACGCGCAUUUGGAGUUCUCCAGUCUCGGUUCGCUAUUGUGAAAGGACCUGUUCGUUUCUGGAAAAAAAUGUACUCCAUUAUAUUAUGACUACAUGUAUCAUCUUACAUAACAUGAUAAUCGAGGAUGAACGUGAUCUCGAGGCGCCAAUUGAAGUUGAAAGAGAAGUUCCGUCUCCAGAAGUUAAGACUGUAGGAAAUAAUAAUGCGAGAUUCCAAGAGUUUCGUUCCCGUUUCAGAAAAAUCAAAGAUAAAGAAGCUCAUUUUUUACUUCGAAAUGCAUUAGUUGAUCAUUUGUGGGAAAAUUAUACUAAUUCUAAUGAGUAAUUUAAGUUGAUGUAUUAUUGUGUUUGAGCUAUGUAAUGUAAUUUUUAAUGUAAUAAAUGUUUUCUUUAUAAACAUUGUCGAGUAUUUAUAUAAUAAAAAAAUUAAUUGUGGUUAAUACUGUAUUUAAUAUAAUUAUUACAAUCUGAAAAUGAAUUAUUUUUCAAAUAGUAUAAAUGAAAGGUGAUAUUACUAAUUUUUAAAUAAAUAUAAAAUAUAAAAUAUUAGGAAUAUUCUCUUUUGGAGUGGAAAAUGGAGUAAUACAUUAGAGUAAAACUUAACUCUAUUUUGAAGUUACUCUAUUUUGGAAUAGAAAAUUGAGUAAUAUAUUAGAGAUGCUCUAAGUCUAGAGUUAUAAAAUAUAAUUUCUUAUUUUGAAUAAAUUUUCUCUGUGCACAUAGCCACAAACAUGUCAAGUGGAAUCAAGUAAAAGUAAAAUUGGUCCCUACAUAUCGUGGAACGCUUGACACUUGAAUGAGCAGACGGAGCCACACAAUUAAGUAUAGUUUUCCCUCGUAGGACGAGCCACAAACUAGUCAUUCUCUUCAAAACGUCACUUGUUAUUUUUUUUUGAAAAUUCCAAAAACGUCACUUGUUGAGCCAUUAUCUAUUCGUUAAUACCAAAAAAUAUUAGUACAUAUUGUAUUUUAUUUCUGUAUUAUUUAAAUAUUCGAUUCCUCAAUUAUUGUAUUUCAUUUGAUACAAAAAUGACCAUUAAGUAUACAUCUGAAAGAGGAUAUAUUUUAUUUCAUUAAGCGCUUCCUUAAAAUGGCAUCGAUCGUUGUAUUAUAGAAUGUGGACGAGAAUCAGUUAUUAAUUUCCGGUAGUGAUACUGACCUACACUAAUGAGAAAAGACUUUUUGUGUCUUCCGGAAAUGACUUCUUGUAUGAACUGAACUGAUCAGUGGUAUGUGUUUGUCUAUUACUUAAUCUCUCCCGGUCUUUAAAAAAAUGCGUAAUUGAUUCCACGCGUACCACUAAGAAAAUGCAUACAUAUGCAGUUGCGGCCAUACACUGUUAAGAAUUUAAUUGGCUAUAUGUAUGUUUUAAUUUUUUUUUUUUUUUUUUUUUGCUAACCGAGUAUCCUGGCCCCACCGAGCUGAUCCAGACUAGAGACCGAAGUGAGCAAGGACGCUGCCAGGGCGUCACCAUGUGGCUCACCGUGUAACGGUCUUCGGUCUCGGGUGCUGCAGCUCACAUGUAAAUUCCGCAGUGGCCAAGACUCGAACCCAGGGGCGGGCACUCCAGUUGGAGCUCCUAUACCACUAGACCAAAGCAACUUGGUUUUAAUUUAUAAGUUAUAUUAGUACCUUGCAUGGGACAGUCCACCUAAUGUCUUAUAAAUUUGUUACAAUGGAAAAAAAAUAACUUAUAUCUUUCUCGGUCUUUUAAAAUUGCGUAGUUGAUGCCACGCGUUCCACUUGGAAAAUGCAUACAUAUGCGGUUGCCAUACAAAUUGUUUGAAGAACUUAAUAGGUCAUAUGUAUGUUUUAAUUUAUAAGUUAUAUCAGUACUUUGCAUGGGACAGUCCACCUGAUGUCUUAUAAAUUUGUUACAAUGGGAAAAAGUUACUUAAUCUUCUCGGUCUUUUAAAAUUGCUAUAGUUGAUGCCACGCGGUCCACUCAGAAAUAUGCGUACAUAUACAGUUGCGAGUUGCCAUACAAAUUGUUUAACGAAUUUAAUAGAUUAUAUGUAUGUUUUCAUUUAUAAGUUUUAUAUUAGUACCUUUCAUGGCACAGUCCACAUAAUAUCUUAUAAAUUUUUUUAUUUAUAAUGGAAAAAUUACUUAAUAUUUUUCGAUAUUUUCACAAGGCAUAAUUGAUGCCAUGCAUUAUACUCAGGAAUAUUUAUUAUACACGUAAAAGAUGCUCUACACAAAUUAAGAUGCUAGAAAGUUCCAAACAAAUUAAAAAAAAUUAUAUCUUAUACAAUAAAGUUGGCUUAAGUCUUUCCUCUUGCAUCCACGUCAGCAUGGAGAAGGGGACAUUCUGCGCCACGUGUCACCGUAUCAGACCAUUGGCGAUUUUUGGUUUUACCCGUCUUCCCAUAUUUUUUUUUGUGCUGCGAUGUAAAUAUAUAUAUCGAAUUAGGCUUUAGACUAUUGUUUGGGCUGUAAUAUUAGAUCUAAUUAUGAGGCAACAACCUUGUGGCCCAUCGCUAAGUAUCUUCCUCCCCAAAGCUGAGAACCCUAACACCGGAGGUCUGAAACUGUUGCUGCUUGAGUCAUCCUUCCCUUUCACAUCCAACAUUACGCUUAACAAUAGUGUCAAGCCAUCAAGUUCCUCCACUAUUACCACUAACUCUUCAUCAAUGGAGCUUCAAAUCUACCUUCUCGAUUUCACUCCACUAUUCAAUAUAUAUACAUCGCUUGAAAACGUAAUACUUUUCCCUUUCUGAUUGCAGAACUUCUGUUAAUUUCUAGACUCAUGGCGACCUCUCUAAUUCAUUUCACAGAAUUGAAGUUUGGAUAUUGUCGACAAGGCUCUUUCGAUUUUCAGAAGCCCAUAAUGUUAAGAAAGGGGUGAACUGAUCUGUGUUGCUAUGGUCCUUAUUGAUUCGAAGGUACGAUCAUAACUAUUUUUACCUUCUUAAAACACAAUAUGAGAAUCACAAUUUUUUUUCUUAUGGUUCAUCUUUUCAUGUCACAGGCUAUGGAGCUAAGCGUUCUCGAUAUUGCAUGAAGCAAUCCAACCUUCAAGUUUGCUGAAAUCCAUGUGUCAAUUAGAUUCAUAGACAAAACUGUGAACUGAUCCCCAAGGAGUGUUUUAGGUUUCAAAAAUAAUGUCACUUGAAUCUGGUGUUGAACCAAAAGGGGUCAUUGCAACAAAUAUAAAUCCAAAACUUGUCGGAGGUAAGAAACAACUCCUAGCUACGCUUGGUCCACUCUGUUAUAGGAAUAAAGUUUUAGCUAUCAUCCAAACCUUUGUGUCCAUGUUUUCAUAUGAAAAGUCCACACAAGUUUCAGAAACUUCUUGAUUCACGCUUGCUAACUAUAUAUAGAUGCUAGACAGUUUCAAAAGCUCUCAAAGUAAUCACUUAUGUUGGCUGAAUUUCCUUACAGGGAGGCUGUUUCAGAACGCUACAUCUGGAACGAAUUUAUAUCUUGACAACAAGUGUGGAGCGAGCAGUAGCUUUAUCAAAGAGUAGGGUCUUUUAAACUUCUUUAUAGAAUCUUUUGCUUUAUAAUUUCUUCACGGUACUUGCGGACCUCUUCUUUAAUAUUUUCAAGACAUUCUUGACUAGGUCACUGCAAUCAAGAGCACAAUCAACGGCGGUACACAUGGGACACAACGUGUAAUUCUGUCUCUACGUCUAGAAAGGUCGCCUCAACAGUUUAAAAUCCAUUGUUUGUAAUUUUUUACAACUUUGUAUAAUAUUGUAUUGUGAAAGUGUGAGUGUUAGUCUGUUCGAUGGCCUAGCUUUUGCAUUUCCUAAGAAAUUAGAAAGCUACGGUUCGGAGCCAAAAGUUGUGUUGGUCCCUAGCAUCAAUCCCAAGGUUGUUGGAGAUAAUAUAUUGAUAAUUUGUAAUGUCUCCAGCAUUAAGACACAGCUUCAUCCGAGUUUGUAGGAUUUAUUGUGUUCUCAGGCCAGUAUAUAACUAAAAAACUCACUUUCCCACAUGCAGGCCGGUUAUUUCUUAACGGCACUUACGGAACCCAUCGUUACUUUGACUCUGAGACAUCAUUGUAAAACCCAAUAAAAAAAAAUUUUUUUUUUUUUUUUUUGAACACAGAAACCCAAUGAAGAUUGUUAGUCUAUUUUCUUGGGGAUGGUUAUGAAACCCAGGUCGGGCUUUUUCAAUCUUUGAAAUUAUUGGUUUUUUCAAACU
Molecule: messenger RNA, 12536 nt
Organism: Brassica napus (rape)
Lineage: Eukaryota; Viridiplantae; Streptophyta; Magnoliopsida; Brassicales; Brassicaceae
Exons: 2
Coding region: 1943-2902 (319 amino acids)
Source: RefSeq, a predicted model, not a curated record